AUGGUGUAUUUAGUUGAUGGUUCAGGUAGCAGAAUUGGUACUCUAUGGGACAGAAUGGUGUACAACUUCAUAAACAAGACCGCUUCUGUGCUACGUGAAGAGUAUCCCAAAGGUUACCCUGACAUUCUAGAUGAGAUUGUGGGGAAAAAGUGUCUGUUCCGGCUAGAUGUCUCACACUAUAACAUUAGAAACAACACCAGUGAGAUAUCAGUUGCAAGGGUUACAACAGAUACAGACGUUAUAAGGAAGUACCUUGUUGCUGUUUCAGAUGAUCAGGAAAUAGAUCCUGAGCUAAGUGUCGAGUUCUGCCACAAUUUAACCCCAUUAUCUGAGAGCACUGCUAAGUCUGCAGUUUCGUGCACUGAUGAUACUGAUAUGGGAGCUCCUGGAGAUGAAACGGGUGACAGUCCUCCACCGAAGAAGAAUGCAUCUGCACAAUGUGGCGAAGAAAGUGUCAAGUCCCACCCCAACAAGCGUGUCAGGAAACUUUAA
Molecule: messenger RNA, 492 nt
Organism: Oldenlandia corymbosa var. corymbosa
Lineage: Eukaryota; Viridiplantae; Streptophyta; Magnoliopsida; Gentianales; Rubiaceae
Source: the annotation of a GenBank genome assembly